CUGCACGCGAGCCUUACAAAACGUCACGAGUUACAUGGACGGUCAUGGGGAAGCAAAACAGUAGUUAGCUAGCGGCAGCCACUGCAAUUACUGCACGUAUUUAGCCACGGCUGGAGCGGCGCGCUAGCGGAGGCCACCAUGGCCAACAUCACCAAGAAAGUGUCGUGGUCCAGCAGAACUGACGAGUCCGGGGCAGCCGGGGAGGACACGCCGCUGCUUAACGGUUCCGAGCCGCCCAGACGCUCCAGACAGCUGUCUGAAGGAGAUGGUAUAUUUCAGAUAGGCAGACUCAGCACAGUGGAUUUGGAAGAGGAGAUAACAUCCGAUGAGGACUCUCUUAGAGCGCGGCCCAAAGAGAUCCCUCACAAUGAGAAGCUACUGUCACUCAAAUAUGAGAGUCUGGAUUAUGAUAAUAUUGAGAACCAACUGUUUCUUGAAGAGGAACGGAGGAUGGGUCACAUGAAUUUCCGCUGUCUGGAGAUCAGUCGCUGGGUAAUCUGUGGCCUGAUUGGUUUUUUCACCGGCCUCGUCGCCUGUUGCAUAGACAUCGUGGUGGAAAUUCUGGCUGGGUACAAAUAUAAAGAAGUCAAAGAGAACAUAGAGAAGUUCACAGAAGCAGGCGGCCUGUCUAUUUCUCUUCUCCUCUGGGCCGUCCUCAAUUCAGCCUUUGUCAUGGUGGGCUCCAUCAUUGUUGCGUUCUUUGAGCCUGUUGCAGCAGGAAGUGGUAUUCCUCAAAUUAAAUGUUACCUGAAUGGAAUAAAGAUUCCUAGAGUGGUUCGUCUGAAGACCCUGCUGGUAAAGGUGUUUGGUGUUAUCUGCUCAGUGGCCGGGGGUCUUGCUGUUGGAAAGGAAGGGCCUAUGAUUCAUUCUGGUGCUGUUAUAGCUGCAGGUGUUUCUCAGGGCAGGAGUACAUCUUUGAAGAGAGACUUCAAGAUCUUUGAAUACUUCCGGAGAGACACAGAAAAGAGAGACUUUGUUUCUGCUGGAGCUGCUGCUGGAGUUUCAGCUGCGUUUGGAGCACCAGUUGGUGGAGUUCUGUUUUCUCUAGAAGAGGGAGCUUCUUUCUGGAACCAGAUGCUGACGUGGAGGAUAUUCUUUGCCUCCAUGAUCUCCACCUUCACCUUGAACUUCUUCCUUAGCGUCCAUCACAACACUCCUGGAGAACUUUCCAGCCCAGGUCUCAUCAACUUUGGACGCUUUGACAGUGAAACCAUGACCUAUAACCUCUAUGAGGUACCGUUGUUUAUUGCAAUGGGAGCAAUUGGUGGAUUGCUGGGAGCACUGUUCAACUUUCUCAACUACUGGCUGACUAUUUUUAGAAUUAGGUACGUUCAUCGUCCAUGUUUGCAAGUGAUGGAGGCCAUGUUGGUUGCUGCGGUGACGGCGAUGGUGUCCUUCACCAUGAUGUACUUCUCCAAUGACUGUCAGCCUCUGGACUCAAACAGCUCUGAGGACUACCCACUUCAGUUGUUCUGUGCAGAUGGAGAAUAUAACUCCAUGGCUACAGUCUUUUUUAACACUCCUGAAAAAAGUGUCCGCAGUCUCUUCCACAACCAGCCAGGAACCAGCAGUCCUCUGACGCUGGGCUUGUUCACUCUGACCUACUUCUUCCUGGCAUGUUGGACCUACGGCCUGGCAGUGUCUGCUGGAGUCUUCAUCCCUUCGCUGCUAAUAGGAGCAGCCUGGGGCAGAUUGUGUGGAAUCCUGCUGGCCUCCAUCACCCACUCCUCUGACUCGAUGUGGGCUGACCCUGGUAAAUAUGCCUUAAUUGGAGCUGCGGCCCAGUUAGGUGGCAUUGUGAGAAUGACUAUCAGUUUGACUGUCAUCAUGAUGGAAGCGACAGGAAAUGUCACGUACGGCUUUCCCAUCAUGCUUGUACUUAUCACUGCAAAGAUAGUUGGGGACUACUUUGUUGAGGGUUUAUAUGACAUCCACAUCAAGCUACAGAGUGUUCCCUUCCUGCACUGGGAGGCUCCGGCCACCUCCCACUGGUUGACUGCCAGGGAGGUGAUGAGUUCUCCGGUCACGUGUUUGAACAGGAUAGAGAAGGUGGGGACCAUCGUGGACAUCCUCAGCAACACAUCUACGUGUCACAACGGCUUCCCCGUUGUCGUGCAGGUCGCCAAUAGUGAUGAGCCUGCGAAGCUCUGUGGCCUCAUACUCCGCUCGCAGCUCAUUGUUCUUCUCAAGCACAAGGUGUUUGUGGAGCUGGCUCGAUCCCGACUGACCAUGAGGAAGCUCCAGCUGAAGGACUUCCGGGACGCCUACCCCCGAUUUCCCCCGAUCCAAAGCAUCCAUGUCUCCCAGGAUGAGAGGGAGUGUAUGAUGGACCUGACGGAGUUCAUGAACCCAACGCCUUAUACGGUGCCAGAGGAAACAUCUUUGCCUCGUGUGUUUAAGCUGUUCAGAGCUCUGGGACUCAGACAUUUAGUGGUGGUGAAUGAUGAGAACAAGGUGAUUGGACUGGUGACCAGAAAGGACUUGGCCAGAUAUCAUAUGGGCAAGCAUGGACUGGAGGAGCUUCAGCUGGCUCAGACAUAGUGUACACACACAAACACGCACACACACCCACGAACUAUGACCACCCGAUGCCUCGCUAAGCUGUCGAGCUCCAGCUAUGCAGCCCAAAUGGACACCGUCAAGGACCAAGAGGUCAGUUUUAUACGUUGAUGCCAAACCCGUCACCAUGACAACACAAGGUGACCCCGUCACAGGCCCGGGAGAUCAACAAAAAGGCAUUUUGAAUGUGUUACUUACUCUUAGUGUAACAAUUCAAAGAGAAACACACAAGCUUGCACCAUUAAAUGUGUUGAUUGGUUCACUUUGAUAAAUUGGAGCUUCCUCAUUUUGUUAUCAUUACUGUUUUUCUGGUGACGCAUCAGUUUCCACUCUGUGUGUGUGUGUGUGUGUAGUUUCUUUCUGUUUUCUGUUGCUACUCUUUUACUGUUGGUUUGCCACUGGAAGAGGAAAACAACAGGUGUGAAUAAUAAUACAUUUGAUUCCUUCUAGCUGCUCUAUUGACUAUCUGCCCUUUCUGGGACAGGUUCUGACUCAGCAUCAUGGGAACAAUUAAUAUUAGUUCUCUUAUGGUGUUUUAAUGCAGCGAUAUGUUAAAUAUAAUUUACAAAAUUCACAAUUUUACAGACAGUCCUGAUAAAUGUUUUUUCUGUUGGACUAAACCAGACUCUUGCUCACUUUGAAGAGUCAGUCUACAAUGUCAACAAAUGAAGUAUUUUAAAUUUGCAUGUGAUUUUUGCACUGAAGCGUUAUUUAUUGUUGAUCUCAAAUGGAGGUUUUAACCUGAGGUUUACGGACCGGACUCAUUUGCUCUCAGGCAGACUUUUGUUUGUCUUUUACAAGUUUUAAAGGUAAGGAGAAGAGUCUUUUAUGGGUGAAGAGAGUGAAGACAUUGUCAGACAGAAAUCCUAUUUUAUCAUCUUAUCCGCUUUUCUGAGCAAAUCGAUACCUGUGUAUUUUUACUACUGUAUGUAUUGAUACUCCUCUAUUAACAUGUUUUUAUCACCACCAGAUGUUUGCACUUUUAGCCACUACUGACACAAGUGUCCCUUAUGAAGCUCCAUGUGAAUGUAAACUUUAGUUUGUGUUUUUUAGUUUAACAGGUUAAUUGUGUGGACAAAUCAAAGUAUCGCACAAGACUUGUGUGUAUUAUGUUCAUAGGUAAAUCUAAUAUUUCCUCAUAGUGUUUAUUGUUGUGCACUUUUUUUUUUUACAUUUGAUUUUGUCUUGUCUGUGCCGUUUGUUUUCUUGUGAAGUUCUAGGUGUUGAACCAUUGGAUCAGCCUUUUGUGAUUGAAUAAAGUAAAAAUAAAAAAGUUUUA
Messenger RNA from Betta splendens (Siamese fighting fish), 3838 nucleotides. RefSeq names its product chloride channel 7 (gene clcn7). Lineage: Eukaryota; Metazoa; Chordata; Actinopteri; Anabantiformes; Osphronemidae. The transcript has 25 exons. Gene Ontology annotation, molecular function: voltage-gated chloride channel activity. Gene Ontology annotation, biological process: transmembrane transport; chloride transport. Gene Ontology annotation, cellular component: intracellular membrane-bounded organelle; lysosomal membrane. The coding region runs from base 139 to 2541 and encodes 800 amino acids. The record is from RefSeq and is a predicted model, not a curated record.